CAAAAGUUGUGAAAAAAUAAAUAUAUGCAUUAACUUUUCCUAUUUUUUCUUCGUAACAAUAUCUUCGAGUAAUUCGUGAAAUUAUUUUAUUUAUAAAUUAUAGUGUCAUAUGUGGAUGAAAUAGAAUAUUUACAAAGAUGGGAAAGAAAAGAAAUAUUCAACCAACACCUGCUCCUCUUCCUGGACGGGUGAAAGUGGAAAUAAAAGAUGAAUUGGGAGAUAGUGAUGUACUUAUUGCAAGAGAUCGUUUAAAAGGAGCACUUAGAGAGCUGUUGCAACAUAGUGAUACAGGAUCAUCGGCAGAUUCGAGCGAAGAAAAUUCAUCGCAAGAUUAUAAACAUCAAAUGAAAAGAAUUGACCAUAUGUUUAAAACAAAAUCAAUGGGUAAUCAACAGCCACGAAAAGUAAGACGUCGCAGACAAGUGCAAUUGGAUACAGCAUUUCAUCAUACUUAUGUAAUGAAACUAUUCGAUCGGAGUGUUGAUUUAGCACAGUUUCAAGAAGACACGCCGCUUUAUCCUAUAUGUAGGGCUUGGAUGGCUAAUCAACCAAGGAAUCCUAAUCUUGUUCCAAAAGUGCGCAGCCCAAGUCCCGAAAUAGUAAACGAAGUUAAUGUAAGUAAUAAUAUAUUGGACACAAACGGAGAUGUUCGCGACGUUUAUUAUCUGCCGCCUCCGUUACCUUGCGAAGAAGCUAUGCCUAGAAAUCGUAUACCUUCGCCAACAUCUAGAGAAAAGGAAGAAUUAAAUUUAGAUUAUGACGGACAAUCUUUGAAGACGCGAGAAACACUGUUAAGAGAACAUAGAAUACAUUGGAAUAUUGUACGUAAAAAAUGGCAUCAGCAAGCGCAUAAGAAUGAACAACGUUUUGUACAGAGUGCAAAUAUAUUAAAUACUAUAUUUAAGAGGGCACAAUCAGAAUUUGAAUAGCCGAUCUAUGGCAGUAUUGAUACUGUCGGCUAUUCAUUAACAAAAUCUGUGCUCGAUCAGCAUAUAUAACAUUUUUUUUUUUUCAGAUUUUUCUACAUACGUUUUAUUUUAUACACUUAAUUAUACCUGUUGUAUACUACUUGUAGAAAUAUACCUUUUUAUUACAGUACAAUUAAUAUAUAGCAACUAUAUUUUAUGAGUUUAUAUAAAAGGAAUCGCGUGACAAGCAAUAAUUCGUUUUUCUUUCCAUAGAAAUUAUUGAAGGACAGUGAUAUGUAGUAAAAUUAUAUUUGUAUUUCGAUACAAAUUGCUGUAUGAUAACAACAGGUUAAUUAAUGGUUUCUUAUUCCGUACAUAAUUUGUUUGAAUAAUAAAAUA
This is a messenger RNA of Colletes gigas, 1307 nucleotides long. RefSeq names its product protein lin-37 homolog (gene mip40). NCBI's taxonomy places the organism in Eukaryota, Metazoa, Arthropoda, Insecta, Hymenoptera, Colletidae. The coding region runs from base 138 to 929 and encodes 263 amino acids. The record is from RefSeq and is a predicted model, not a curated record. Gene Ontology annotation, biological process: negative regulation of transcription by RNA polymerase II. The transcript is spliced from 7 exons. Gene Ontology annotation, cellular component: Myb complex; transcription repressor complex.